This is a messenger RNA of Durotheca rogersii, 1083 nucleotides long. RefSeq lists its product as uncharacterized. The annotation marks the transcript as partial. Lineage: Eukaryota; Fungi; Ascomycota; Sordariomycetes; Xylariales; Xylariaceae. The record is from RefSeq and is a predicted model, not a curated record. The transcript has a single exon.
CAAUUCCCCCUGUUGUCCCAUUCCGCCUCUCGCCUCGGUAUCUGCGUCAGUCCUCUCUGUCUGCCUACUAUUCCCUCGUCGAUCUCCUCGCGCGAACACAGCGCGAUGCAUCUCCGCAGCGCCUUAACCGUGCUCCUCCUGGCGAGCCUCUCUCCCGCCGCGGCGGACGCGGACGCAGACGCAACGCCGACGGCAGCAGCACCAGCAGCAGCAGCAGCAGCAGCCGAGGCGCACGUCCCCUUAGACCUCGCGGCCCUGGUGGACGACGACUCGUGCUACCUGGCGUGGGUGCGGAUCAGCGGGGCGCGGCCGCGGCCGGCGGGCGAGCUGGCGGCGUUCCUGGCGACGUGGACGCCGGCGCACUGGGCGACGGCGCCGGCGCGCGAGCGCCCGGACGAGAAGUGCGCCGCCAUGUCCGCCGCGCUGCCCCCGGCGCUGGUGCCCGCCGCGGCCGCUGUCGAGGCCGCCUGGGCCGCCUACCGCGCCGCCCGCGCCCCCGACGUCGCCGCCAUCGCCGCCGCCUGCCAGCCCCUCGUCGCCGCCCCCGUCGCCGCCAGGCUCGCUGUCGCUUCCGAGCUGUAUCUCGGCCCUACGGGGUCGCCGUGCUUCGGCCCCGCGGCGACGGCGGCGGAGGCGGCGGUGGUGGUUGGCGGUGCGGAAGGCGGUGCGGAAGGGAGUGCGGCGCCGACGGGUCCCGGAGAGCUGCGCUGAGACGGCGGAGGCACGGCGGAUGGCCGAGUGGGUUCGGGGGGGGGGCUGUCGGCUGAGGUUUAUCUAUGUCUAGGGUGGUUGGUCUCUCGAGCGAGCCGAUGCCCGGCGGAGGGGCGGGAGCCGUGGUGUAGGCGAAGGCGCAGGCGUGAGGGCGAGAGGCAGCCGCGCUUCGAACUGUUGCGCUGUUAGGGUAUCGUCGUCGUCGAAGGGCCUAGGAUGCGUGGUAUGGUGGCACGGGCAAUAAUGGUGAUUUUCUCCAAUCCAAAUUCGGGGGUAUAUAUACCAUGUAUGUGUUGAUGUCCUUCGUCCUGAAGAGUGACUCCCCAACGCCGAGCUAAACCGGGUAGAUGGAUACCUCCAUCCCGUGGGAUA